GAUUGUGUGUACAGGGAGGAGGGCCAGAGACUCUCACUCUCUCGUCGAUAAAAAGGGAACUCCAUCCAGUCUGCGCCGAAAACACUGGGUGUACUGGAAAGCCCCCAGCCCGUGUGUGUGUGUGUGUUAUGAAGUCACCGUGGCUGGACGGAUCUCUCUCAUUCCCUCUGACGCUAUAGUCGGUGAUAGACGUGUGUGUGUGUGUGUCAGUCUCAUCCCACCCAGAAAACUUUUUUUUUCGAUUCUUCUUCCCAGGGAAAGAAAGAAAAAUAAUCUACACACGCACACAACUCAUCAGCCGCUGUGUGUUUCGUGAUUCACGACCGACAUUCCCUUUCUGAGACUCUCGUUCGAAUUUUUUUUCGGGGGGUUUCAAGUUUGCGGGUGUCUUGAUGAUUGUUGUUUGUGCGUGGCAGUGUUUGUUUUUUUCUUGUUUUUUCUCUCCAGACCAACCGACCAGUGUUGGUUGAGAGCUGUGUGUGUGUUCGGUGUGCUGUUGCCUGUAAUUAUCACGGCGUUGGGAAAUUGCUGAUGACCGGAUCGUGUGUUGUUGUUUUUCAACCGAAAGAAAAAGUGGAAGUUUCGUUCUUCUUUUUCGGAAAUGGCCACCACUGCUGCAUCCCUUCACUUGAUUAUUCGUCGGAGAGCUGAGCCCACAACAACCAACGGCUGAGACCUCUUCUUCUUCUUUUGCCGGUGCCCAUUGUCGUGUGAAAUUCAAUAGCCGAAAGAACCUCCGCACAGUGAGUGAGCGGAAAAAAGAAAAAAAGCUGUGUUGUGUAUGUGUAUGUGUGUGACCCCCCCUCCGGUUAGAUUUUUCCACUAAACAGUCCAGGGUCCCCCCCUUUUAUUCUUUAAAGACCAAACGGUGCAGAUGUCAGUUUAAUGGGACCGUGUCGCCUAGAUCCCAUCCGAUAUACUUAACUAUAAUCCGGAAAAAAAUAAAAAUAAAAAAACUUUUCUGUCGAGGACAUUCACAAAAGAAAAUUAUAAAAUACGACGGAAUAUCCAAAAUAAACGACAAAAGGAAAAAGAAAACUAUCUAGUACCACCCACCAUACGGUAAAAAAAAAAAUAAAAAACCAAGUAAAGAUCCUUUGGCUGUGAUAAAUCGGCGUCAUAAUUCACGUUUUCAAGUUUUGAAAAGAAGUCAGACAAGGACGACGACGACGAGACAAGAAGAAUUCCAAAGUGCUUCCUAGGCUGCUGCUGCUGCCCAUUCAGAGACGUACCAUACAACUCGCCCGGCUUUUUUCUUUUCCCUCCUUCCAAUUGUGCAGUGCCCGAUCUCUUAGCUGUGCGAGUGUGGGGAAUCAUCCGGGAACAAGUCAAAAUACAAGAAAAGGAAUCAAAAGAAAAGGGAGGAUAUAUAUAAAUGGCGGCCAUGAUGGGGAUGAAACGGAGCCGGCCGAUAAAUAACGCCGCCAAUGUUUUAUCCGUCCUUUUCCUACUACUGACGACGCAAUUCGCAUUGUGCCGGGCCAGUUUCCAUUACGAGGCGCCGUCCGAUUGCCAAUGGACGAUGAUGAAUUCGUCGUCAUCAUCCACUUCGUCGACGUCGUCCAUGUCGUCGUCGAUGGCGACGUCAAGCGAUGGGAACGGAUCAUCGGGUCAUUCGGGGCUGCUGCCAAUGGCCGGAGUCGCCGGCCCUAACGACGUGGCACUCCACUGCCGACUCCGCACCAUCAACAGUCAAUUCGAUCAGACCAAUUUCUCGGUCGUGCCGCGGGAGCACACGGCCUCGCUCACCAUCGAAUGCAGCGAUUCGCUCCUCUACCAAAGCUUUCUGCAUCCGCACAGUUUCAGCCAUUUGCACCAUCUGCGACAACUGGCCAUCGAUUACUGCAAGCUGGGCCAGCUGGUCCGCGGCGUCUUCCACGGACUGCGCGAUCUUCGAUCGUUGGCCAUUCGCUCGCACAACGACGUCUGGCCGGCCAUGAAUCUCGACCUGAGUCGCGACAGCUUAGCUCACGACGUUGCCCAACUGGAACGGCUGGAUCUCAGCCGCAACAACAUCCAGUCGUUUCGGCGCCAGCUCUUCUGCGAUCUGACCAGCCUCCAAUUUCUGAACGUCAGUCACAACCGACUGGCCGAUCUCAACGAUUUGGGAUUGAACUUUGAGGCCGCCGCCAUCGAGACGGAAACUUCCACUACAACGACGACGACGACGACGGCGACCAGUUCAACUCCAACGCCACCGGCGUAUUGCCCGACCCCCCUGACGACGCUGGACGCCUCCUACAAUCAACUGGCGGCGCUGACAGGCCGCGGAGUGGCCGCCCUGCGUCACUUGCGCAUCCUCAAACUGGACCACAACAAGAUCCAGCAGCUAGACGACGAGGCUCUGGGUCCCCUGGAGCAGCUGGAGCAACUGGACCUGUCCGUCAACCAAGUGGAGAGGCUACCGGAAACCUUCCUGACGUCAACGGCCGCUCUGAAGGAGCUCAACUUGAGCAACAACACCCUGUCCGUCCUGCCGGCCGGCUCAUUGGCUUCCCAGCGUCACCUGGAAGUGCUGCAGUUGGCGUGGAAUCGGCUGACGCUGGCCAACGGAAGCCUCUUCGACAACCUGGUCCGUCUGGUGGUGCUGGACCUGUCCCACAACCAAAUCGGCCGCAUCCGCCGCCCGCUGUUCAAGGACCUGUACAGUUUGCAGGUCCUGAAACUCGACUCGAACGCCAUCGAAGCCGUCGAGUCCGGCUCGUUCGCUUCGCUGAGCAAUUUGCACACGCUCGACUUGUCCGACAACAAGUUGGCCUUCAUCGAGAGCCACUACUUUAACGGUUUGCUGGUCCUCAACCAACUGCGACUCAACGGCAACUCCCUGGUCGGCCUGGACGCCGAAACUUUCCGCAACUGCUCCAACCUAGAAGAGCUACACCUGCAGGAGAAUCGACUGGAACGACUGCCGUCCUCCUUCAAGACCCUGACGCUCCUCAAGACCCUGGACCUGUCGCACAAUCGCAUCCGCUUCAUCAACGCCACGUCCCUGCGCGGAUUGAAAAAUCUCCACCACCUGCGGCUGUCCGGCAACCAAAUCAAGACCAUCCGGGCCGCUUCGCUUCCGCCGCUGGGUCUGCUUAAGAGCCUGGACCUGUCGCACUCGUCGCUGCAGACGCUGGAGCGAGGAGCCCUGGACGGUCUGACUGGAUUGGAGACGCUGUUCCUCAACGGCAACAACCUGAGCAGCUUGGAGCACGUCGUCCAGAAUCUUCCGCACCUGACGCGGCUGAACGUGUCGGACAACGACCUGCGCUGGUUCGACUACGCCCUCCUGCCCACUGGGCUCCAGUGGCUGGACCUGCACAAGAACCAGAUCGAAGAGCUGGGCAACUACCUGCGACUGGAGAGCCACCUCAAGUUGGAGACACUGGACGCCAGUUACAACCGGAUCGCUUCCAUCGGGGCCUCGUCGCUUCCGCACGGCCUGCGGGUGGCGACGCUCAGCGACAACCAAAUCAGCGUCGUCGAGCCCAACACGUUCGCCGACAAGGCCAAUCUCAGCCGGGUGGACCUCUACGGCAACCAGCUGGUGACGCUCAACCUCAACGCCCUGCGACUCAGCCCCGACGUCCAGGUCCUGCCGGAAUUCUACCUGGGCGGCAACCCGUUCCAGUGCGAUUGCGACAUGGAAUGGCUCCAAAGGAUCAACGCACUCAACAAUGCCGGCCAAUACCCAAGAGCCAUGGAUUUGGACUCGAUUUACUGCCGGCUGUCGUACGGGCGUGGUUCACGCUCAGUCACGCCGCUAGUGGAGGCCACCUCGUCGGAUUUUCUGUGCCCGUACCGGGCCCACUGUUUCGCCCUGUGCCACUGCUGCGAUUUCGACGCCUGCGACUGCGAAAUGACCUGCCCGACCAAUUGCUCCUGUUACCACGACCAGUCGUGGUCCACCAACGUCGUCGACUGUUCCGGCGGAGGCGGAGGAGGUGACCUGCUGACCGACAUACCGUCCAGGAUCCCGAUGGAUGCCACCGACGUCUACCUGGACGGCAACAAUUUGAGUCAGCUGACCAAUCACGCCUUUAUCGGCAAGAAGAACUUGAGGACUUUGCUGCUCAACAACUCGGCCGUCGUCUCGCUGCACAACCACACCUUCAGCGGGCUGAAACGAUUGCUGGUCCUCCACCUGGACCGCAAUCAGCUGACCGAGUUGUCCGGCUACGAGUUUGAGCCGUUGGAGAACCUGCGCGAGCUCUACGUCCAGAACAACCGGAUCGCUUUUAUUCACGCCAAGACAUUCAGUCACCUGAGAAGUUUACAGGUGCUGGACGUCAGCGGCAACCAGCUGGCGCGCUACGACGCUGCCCAGCUGUUGACGGCCAAUCCUUACCUGCGCUCCUUGUGGCUGGCCGAUAACCCUUGGUCGUGUCAAUGCGAUUUCGUCCGCCCGCUGCGCGAUUGGCUCCAGUCGACCCGGGCCAGCAUCGACGACCAGGAGUCGGUCACUUGUUCACCGCUGGGCUUGCAGAUCCUGGUGGCCACCAACGAAAGUUGCCCGACGUCGGACAGCUCGUCGGUCCUGUUGAGUCCCUACCAUCCGGCCGACUGGUGGCUCCUAAUGGCCGCCACAUUCUCCCUGGCCCUGGUGGUCCUGUCGGCCGGCAUUUGCCUGUGCUGCUGCCGCCGCCAGUUGCGGCUCCUCCUCUUCAGCCAGUGCGGAGUGCGGAUGUGCUACCAGCAGCAGCAGGACGAGGAGAGCGCCGAGAGCAAACCGUUCGACGCUCUGGUCGUCUAUUCGGCCAAGGACGACGUCCUGCUCAAAGACACGCUGGUCCGGCUGGAGCGCAAGACCUACCAGCUGUGCCUGCAGCACCGGAUCGCCGAUCACGAUCAGGACUUGACGGCGGCGGCCCUGGCCAGCCGCCGGCUCCUCAUCCUGCUGACCAAGAGCUUCGUGGAAACCGAGUGGGGCAAAGCCAACGUCCGAUCCUUGCUGAGAUCGACGUGGCAACCGGCGUCGGCCGGAGCCGUCGGCGGAGGGUCGGUCCGAUCCCGUCGGGACCGCGUCAUCAUUUUGCUGCCGGAACCGCAGAUUGUCCGCGAGAUCGACGCCGACCUGGACCUGCACUUGCUGUUGAAACACAGUCAAGUGGUCGAGUGGAACCGGAGAUUCUGCUGGAGUCGAUUGCUGCUGGCCCUGCCUCCGCCGCGAGGAGUCCUGGCCCCAGCCGAUUGCCAUCAGCCGGCCAUCAGUCAUCCGCAGCAGCAGCAGCAGCAGACGGGUUCAUCCGCCUAUUCCGGAGCUUUGCCGUUGGGCAAUCAUUUGAGCGGCGGAGUUGGUGGUACCAGCAACUACACAACAACCGCUGGCAGGCAGCAGCACCACCACCACCAUCACAAGCUCAUCCAUCAGCGACAGUUGCCCACUGUUCCGGAAACGAUCUGAUGAGUCAGUCGUCUUCCUCCUUCCUCCAUCCUUUGGCUGUGUACAUGGGGAGGACUUGCUCCUUGUUGUAUUCAGCCAAUGAUGUAUCGCGUUUCCCCAUCGCUCUAUCCAUUAUGUUAUAGACUCGUUCGUUUUUCGACUCUGGGCUGGAUUGCCCUAAGGCAGAGGCCGUGUGACGCCCUGUUGGUGCUGGCCACGACUCCUUGACGACCCACCUAGUCGUGUGAAUUUAACGAGCCCAAUCACUGCAACAACAACAACAACCAAACGAAUAACCUUUUUUCGAUUCGGUGGGGAAAAGGAAUUGAAAAACUGUACAUUGUAUUGACAUCGAACAACAACGACAACCCGAAACAAGAUGGUUGACGACGCUUAAACAGCCGCAACGAUCUUCUAUGCAGCAGUGCAGCAACCCCCACAGGAUUAGAUAACCAGAGACUCCCCCCCCCCCCCCUCCUACUCCCUCAUUGCGAUCGUUCAAGCGGAUGAGUUAAAACAUUUCAAGCGAACCAGAUCUACACACACACACAUAAUACUCUAUGGGCCAUAAUAAUAGGGUGAAUAGAUUUUAUUAAAAAAGUAAAAUAAAAUAAAAUAAAAUAAAAAUUUGUUUUUUUUCAAAAAAGCUGCUCGUAUUCGCAGCUGCUGCCGAGUCUAGUCGGAUCGAAUAUCUUCUCGACGCUCUCUCUAUACACACUAUAAAUAUAUUUAUAUUCUCUCUCUCUUAAAUCAUCAUUUCCCUUUUAUCUUUUUUUGUGUAUUAAAGUGAUGACGACCCUCUCUCCCCCCUGCCGCCCGGUUUCGUGUUCUCAUAUCUAUCAGCCAACAUCAAAAACUGAAAUUACAGUUGGGGGGGUUGUUGUUGAAUGUUGUUGAAAAGAGCAGCAGCAGUCUGCACAUUCGACACGGCUCUAUUUUUAUAUUACGAGCGACGAUUAUAAAAAGAAACAUCGACCGAUUUUAUUUUUAUUUUCUAAUCUCUCUUACGUAUCAUCACAAAUCUAUUUGAAAGAUCCGGCAGGCUCCCAUGCCACCGGGUUUUUCAUUGGUGGGAAAUUUUUGACUGGGUUUUUGUUUGAAAAAUUCGGAAUAUUAUUUUCCCGCGUGUUGUUCUAUGUACACACGAAAGCAGUCGACACUAUUGCCAUGGCGCCGAUCAAUACAAUUGUCGCCGCCGCCGUGUGUGCGUCGCGGAUGCAAGUUCCUCCGCGGACGAGAUGGAGAAACACAAGGGAGUGUACAUAUACUACACGCUAAGGGGUUAUAUCCCCCCCCCUUACCACCACCACCCUACCAUACCCUCGUUAUUAUAUGCGGUACAUAGAAAACUGCUGCUCGACGUCCAUCCGUAAUAUUUCGAGAUAUUUGUGAGCGAGUUUCUCCCUCUCUCGGUCUCUCUUUCGGUCAACCGUGCAAAGGGAAAUCGAUUGUCCGGGAGCGGAGCAGCAGAAGAAGAUGAGUGGAAGAGGGGGAGAUGGCUGCUGGCUGGCCAGGAUGCGCGUGCUAGAAACAGGAGAGAAAUUUCCAGGGAAAAAAGAAAAGAAAAGAAAAGAAAAGUCGGUAGGGUCUGUCAAGCUAAUCAGUAGCGACUCUCUCUUGAAGGAACUCUACAAACAGUUCCUUCCUUUUGAUUCUUCUUUUUCUUGUCUAGAAAUUUACGUAUUCGUCUAUCAAAUAGAUACACAGCAGCAGCAGCAGCUGGAGAGAGAGCAGGAAGAAAGAGGUUGGCGGAAUUGUAUAGCGCCCAAACGGAAGAAAAGCAAAGAAUCGAACUGCCAGUGCCUUGUCACUAUAGAAUUGUUGGACAAGUCGUUGAUGACAAGAAAACAAUUUUUGUUUGUUUUGUUGGAGAACUUAAAAAAGAAAACGACGAAUCAAAUAGAACAAGCGCCGCAAAAAAACGAAAUAAAAAUUCGCGAGGAAUGUCCGGAAUUGGUUGCGCUGGAUGUGUACAUGUAUAAAAUAAUCAAUAACGAAACUUUCCCUUUCUUUUACUCACACACCCAGCAGCAGCUAUAUAACUCUUGAGAAAAUAUAUCCAUCUAAUGUGUGUUAUACAUGUUAAUAAAUAUGUCCCAUCAUGCAGCAGUAAAUAUCCCCCCCCCAGCAGCAGCUCGAUAUCUUUUCUCUCACCAAUCAUUCAUUACAUAAUAAUACACUUUUCUCUCCUUGUUCUUAUACUCUUUUACUUCUUAUAUUGUACAUGUACUCCGUGGUGUAAUAACGAAAGAAGAAGACUUGUGUGUCAUCUUUUCUCUAUAUUUUCUCUCAGCUCGGUAAAUAUUACUAAUCAAUUUCCCCCCCUUGUAUAUAUUGCAUAUUAUUAUUAUUAUUAUUAUUACUACAACUCCUAUAAUCCCAUUCCUAUAUUUAUAUACAUAUACUUAUUAAUGGGGGAUGGGGGAUGAGGGAAUGUGUGUACAUAUAGAGAGACUCUCCUUUCAUUUGUAUGUGUGUAUCGCGUGUGGUCCCUUCAUUUCUCUCUCUCUCCUCAUUGAUUCUUCACACGAAAUAACAAUAAACAAUGAAUAAACAUUCUCGCCAUUU
This is a messenger RNA of Daphnia pulex (common water flea), 7936 nucleotides long. RefSeq names its product toll-like receptor 6. NCBI's taxonomy places the organism in Eukaryota, Metazoa, Arthropoda, Branchiopoda, Diplostraca, Daphniidae. Gene Ontology annotation, cellular component: plasma membrane. Gene Ontology annotation, molecular function: protein binding. The record is from RefSeq and is a predicted model, not a curated record. Bases 1376 to 5389 code for a protein of 1337 amino acids. The transcript is spliced from 4 exons.